AGCGUUGCGUUCAGCGAGCUUCGAGUUUAGAGGGUCUCUCUCUAUCGGGGUGACAAGUCAGACAACGAGAACAACCGAAGGGGAGUAGCUGCCGUGUGAAGAAAAAAAUUUAAAAAACACACACUUUUCACGGUUUCACCGCUGGAUACGUAACUCGCUCUGGAGUUGGAUUAACUUAAAACCCGCCUUUUUUAGUUUUUGUUUUUAAUUUGCUUUAGAAGACCGCCACUCACCGAAGACAAUGGGAUCCCAGGCAUCCAAGGGAGAGGUGGCCGCGGAGGCAAACGCUGCCGCCGCUGAUGCUGCGGCUGCCAAAACCAACGGACAGGAGAACGGUCACGUGAAGACCAAUGGCGAUGUCUCUACAAAGCCCGAUGGGGAUGCUGCAGCUACCAACGGCUCUGCGGAGGCCGCCAAGGAGCCUGAAGCCGGUGCGGGAGGUGACACUAUCGAACCGGCGCCUGCUGCAGACGGAGAGGCUGCGAAACCCGAGGGCGAGGCUGCGGCCAAAGAAAGCACCAAAGAGAAGAAGAAGAAGAAGUUCUCCCUGAAGAAGUCCUUCAACUUCAAACUGAACAUCAAGAAGAGCAAGAAGAGCGAGGCUGUGAAAGAGGAAGCGGCUGCCGCUGCCCCCUCUGAGGAGAAGCCUGCUGAGAAUGGAGCCGCUGCUCCUGCUGAGGAGAAGAAGGAGGAGGUGAAGGAGGAGGCUGCUGAUGCCGCCGCCGCUGCCUCUGCCGCUGAGGCUCCGAAGGUGGAGGAGGGGCCGGCUAAGGAGGAGGCCCCCAAGGAGGAGGCCAAAGAGGCAGCUGCUCCUGCCCCCGAGGCCACGAAACCGACAGAGGAGAGCAGCUCGACCCCCGCUCCGUCUGAAAAGAAAGAGUGAUUGUACGUUUAGCUCACAAUGAACUGGGUGAACUGUUUUUCAAGAGAGAGAGAGAAAAUUUAAGAGUAUAUAUAUAUAUAUAUAUUUAUAUAUAUGUGUAUAUGUAUACAUAUGUAUAUGGAUAUAUGUAUAUGUAAAUAUAUACACAUGUAUGUGAGAGACUCCUUCGACGUGCCACUUUUUUCGUCAUGAUAACAAGACGACAGACUAGAUUCACUAGAUCACUUUCCUGGUUACUGCUCGACAUCUGAACCUGGACUGAGUUUUAGGCUGCGGGUUUGGUCGCUGUGCGUGGGGAGGGGGGUUGGGGGGGUGGAUUUUUAAUGGCUAGCUGGCCGGCAAAUGACACCAUAAAGUACCGAUGGAUGACGAAUGGAGGUCGAAGCAUCUUUUCCCUUAAAAAUCUACAGCUCAAGAUGCCUCCUGCCGAAGGAACGACGCUAGAUAAGAUACUAGGACACCACCACCACUUGAAAUGACUGUUAAAUAGAAGAAGAAGAAGAAAAAAAAAAAAGAAAUCAGAAAAUUAAAGAGACUUGCCAACUUUUUACAUUCCUAUAUUUUAACCCAAAUUUGAAGUAUUUUGUGGUGUAUUAUAGAGAACCAUCUUAAAGAUUCAGAGAAGCUAUGUCUUGUUUGUUCAAAGAAAAAAAAAAGAUAGACGACUUUGAUUUUUACCUUACUAUGAAAAAAAAAGAACACUUAAGCUUGCUAUGUUCACUGUUGCGGUUUGAUAUGAAGCAGAGUUGUUUAUCUGUCGUGUGUGAGCCUGAAUCUGCUUUGUCUCUGUAAAUAAAUUGGAUUGAUUUCUGUUCUUUAUUUUGCUAAUGUUGACAGAUGUUACUGGUUUUAUUGUAAAGUUGAUAAUGGUAAAUAAAUGUUGGUUACCUGCCUGUUG
Messenger RNA from Oreochromis aureus, 1781 nucleotides. It is a transcript of the gene marcksl1b, whose product is annotated as MARCKS-like 1b. Gene Ontology annotation, biological process: actin filament organization; central nervous system development. The transcript has 2 exons. Gene Ontology annotation, molecular function: actin filament binding; calmodulin binding. The coding region runs from base 242 to 883 and encodes 213 amino acids. The record is from RefSeq and is a predicted model, not a curated record. Gene Ontology annotation, cellular component: cytoplasm; plasma membrane. NCBI's taxonomy places the organism in Eukaryota, Metazoa, Chordata, Actinopteri, Cichliformes, Cichlidae.